AUGGCUGUCUCUACAAUGGCUCUUUCUUCUCCAUCAUUCGCCGGAAAGGCUGUGAAGCUCUCACCGUCUACCCCCGAGAUUACCGGCAAUGGAAGAGUCUCGAUGAGGAAAACUGUCACUAAGCCAGUUUCGUCUGGUAGCCCAUGGUACGGUCCCGACCGUGUUAAAUACUUGGGACCAUUCUCCGGUGAGCCCCCGAGCUACUUGACCGGCGAGUUCCCUGGUGACUACGGUUGGGACACUGCUGGGCUCUCAGCUGACCCAGAAACUUUCGCCAAGAACCGUGAGCUUGAGGUGAUCCACUGCAGGUGGGCCAUGCUAGGAGCUCUUGGAUGUGUCUUCCCUGAGCUCUUGGCACGCAACGGUGUCAAAUUUGGUGAGGCUGUAUGGUUUAAGGCUGGAUCUCAGAUCUUUAGCGAAGGUGGACUUGACUAUUUGGGUAAUCCUAGCUUGAUCCAUGCUCAGAGCAUCUUGGCCAUUUGGGCUUGCCAAGUCAUCUUGAUGGGAGCUGUUGAGGGCUACCGUGUUGCUGGAGGGCCACUAGGUGAGGUAGUAGACCCACUUUACCCCGGUGGAAGUUUCGACCCGUUGGGUCUUGCUGAUGACCCAGAGGCUUUCGCAGAGCUUAAGGUGAAGGAAAUCAAGAACGGCAGGUUGGCCAUGUUCUCCAUGUUCGGGUUCUUUGUUCAGGCCAUUGUAACCGGAAAAGGCCCGUUAGAGAACCUUGCCGACCACCUUGCAGACCCUGUCAACAACAAUGCAUGGGCCUAUGCCACAAACUUUGUUCCCGGAAAGUGA
Messenger RNA from Fraxinus pennsylvanica, 798 nucleotides. The record is from the annotation of a GenBank genome assembly. Lineage: Eukaryota; Viridiplantae; Streptophyta; Magnoliopsida; Lamiales; Oleaceae.